AAACCUACUUGUUCUCCCACAUUACUUUCCUUCGGCAAUUCUUCAAAACAUUCAAAAUCCUUUAUCCUUUCUUACUUCUUCCCACAACACCAACUUCACUUCGGAUCCAAAUAAAUAAAUAAAUAAAUAAAUACAAAACGUCAUCCGAUAAACAUUAAUAUCAACCUUUGAUUCAUCUUCGAACAUAGCCUCCAAUUCAAUUUAUCUUUAUUCAUCCUAUUAUAGAAAGCAACGGUCAACAACUCAAGUUUUAUCUCCACCGCACAAAUCCUGUCAAAUUCCUUUGUUGCUCAUCACAAAGCCUCACUUACCUUACCGUUCGGGUCACUUUUCCACUCAGCACAACACAGCACAGCAAAAACACACAACAUCUAACCAUCCACUCUUAUAUUAUCCGCCUCCAACAUACAUGAGCCGAUAAUGUCUUCUUACUAUCAACACUUCAACGCUCAUCAACAGCAUACUACUCCUUCAAAUGUCCAAAAUGGGUCGGUACACAAUCGAAACAGUCGCCGAAAUACCCGGUUACCACAAAAUGCCGCCCAAGCCAAUAAGCAGUAUCAGAAGAUCGUGAAACGUGAAGAGGAGGCUGCAGCGGUGAUAAGUUAUCGUCGACUUUUUGAAUACGCAAGAUCGUUCGAUUUAGAAGACGAUGCAGAAUUCUGUCCAAAUCUCCUGACUGAAGAAGAUAUGGUCUCCAUCAAUGGUUCGGCUUCCGAUCGUUCUUCCUUGUCAAGUGGAUCACCUACGAAUUCACCACAAUCGACACAGGUAUCAGUAAAUCUGUCUCCUGAUACGAACUUCUCUCUCAACUCCAACUCUCACCCCUUCAUUUCAUCCGGUUUCAAUGUAUCAGCAUUAAAGAUUCAUCAACCUUCAGCUACACGUAUCGGCAGAAACGCUAUUCCCAUUGUGAAUCCCAAUGAUGGAGGAUUAAUGUCGAGCCCACCUUCCUCGGUAUCACCCGCCAGAAUGCAGCAGCACCAACAGCAAACAAGAGUUCCUAUCCGAUUUUAUUAAACCUUCUCUGCUUCUGUUUUCACCCAUUGGCAUUUGGUUUUCUUAACUUCGCUUUAAUUUGUUUACGCAUCCUCAUCAAUCUUCAUUCUGGUGGGUUGACCCCUCUCUUCGACAUCGAUCUUCCCGGUAACGGCACACAACAACAACCUCAACGAAUCCUCUUGUAUAUUUCUCCGACACUUCCCCCUAUUCAUAUAUUCUUUGAGAUGGUUUAAUGGGCGCGCGACAUCAAGAUAUCGAUACCUUUGUUCAAAUACUGAGAUGGUUUUCCCAAUUUUAAUGGGGUUUGAUUUGAGGGCGCAUGCAUAUUUUUGCGACGGUGUUCUGGGAUUAGCAUUUAUUUAAUGGGUGGGAACAUGAAGCGGCGACUUCAUAUGGGUCAACGAAAAAAAGAUAUAUCUUUCAAAGUUACAUAGAACGAUUUCCUUUUUCUGUCAAUGGAGAAAGGGAUACUGGUGUUUUUACUUCUUGGCGGUACAUGGUCGGACACAAAGAUUUUCCAUCUCAAACUCUUUGGUAUUAUGGAUCUAAUGGUGUUGGUUGGGUGUGUUGAACAAAGUCGAGCGCUACUUCCCUGUAUGUUGAGCGCGUCUUGUAGCUGGUGUUGGGUAUCUUGGGCUUGUUUUUGGAGCGGUUUAAGUACAUCAUUUAUGCGGCUGCAUAUUUUACAUUGCGUUCUUGAUGUAAUUCGAUCCAAUGUCAUUAUCAUAUACUUUGGCUGGGGCGAGGCGAUUUUGUGUGUACUUGGGAUGAUAUCAAGAAACUUGGGUAUUUCUAGGUCUUUGGGUGGUCAGGUACAAGCGUCACAUAGUUGCGUUUGAAAUUUAUUUAAAUAUCACAUUACGUUUUUCUGAAUAUUAUAAGAUGCAUUAUUUUACUAUUAUUUGCUC
Messenger RNA from Sclerotinia trifoliorum, 1910 nucleotides. The record is from the annotation of a GenBank genome assembly. Lineage: Eukaryota; Fungi; Ascomycota; Leotiomycetes; Helotiales; Sclerotiniaceae.